This is a messenger RNA of Saccoglossus kowalevskii, 1479 nucleotides long. RefSeq names its product delta-aminolevulinic acid dehydratase-like. Gene Ontology annotation, biological process: heme biosynthetic process. Lineage: Eukaryota; Metazoa; Hemichordata; Enteropneusta; Harrimaniidae. Gene Ontology annotation, molecular function: zinc ion binding; porphobilinogen synthase activity. Gene Ontology annotation, cellular component: cytosol. The record is from RefSeq and is a predicted model, not a curated record.
AUGGCGUCCCCCAGUGCGACAAGCAUUUUGCAUAGCGGAUAUUUUCACAGCGUUUUACGGUCAUGGCAAAGUUCAGAGACGUCAUUCGACAGCUCAAAUCUCAUUUACCCUUUAUUUAUCACGGAUGAAGCUAAUGCUAUAGAACCGAUUGGUAGUCUACCAGAGCAGUCCAGAUAUGGGGUAGAACGCUUAGAAGAAACGCUGCGACCUCUAGUGAAGAAAGGACUGAAAAGUGUACUGCUAUUUGGUGUGCCUUCAAAACUACCAAAGGAUGAGAGAGGUAGCCAUGCCGACAGCGAUGACACGCCUGUUAUAUUUGCCAUUAAAAAACUACGAAGCCAAUUUCCUGAUUUACUGAUAAUAUGCGAUGUGUGUUUGUGUCCGUACACUAGUCAUGGACAUUGCGGUAUUUUAUAUGAAGAUGGCACAAUUAACAAUACAGCAAGUAUACAGCGACUAGCUGAGGUUUCCUUGGCCUAUGCAAAGGCUGGUUGUCAAGUUAUAGCGCCCUCAGACAUGAUGGAUGGGAGAAUUGCUGCAAUAAAGCAAAUAUUAUUGGCCAAUGACCUUGGUAGUAAGGUUUCUGUUCUGAGCUACAGUGCUAAGUUUGCAUCAAGUUUUUAUGGUCCGUUUAGGGAUGCUGCCAAAUCAGCACCUUCAUUUGGUGAUCGUAGAUGUUAUCAGUUGCCACCUGGCUCCCGUGGACUAGCUAGCAGAGCUGUGGACCGGGAUGUUUCUGAAGGUGCAGAUUUCUUAAUGGUAAAACCAGGCAUGCCUUAUUUGGACAUUGUACGACAAACAAAAGACAAGUACCCAUCAAUACCCCUUGCUAUAUAUCAAGUGUCAGGGGAGUAUGCUAUGCUGUACCAUGGAUGGACAGCUGGUGCCUUGGACUUGAAAAAAGCGGUCAUGGAAUCCAUGAUUAGUAUGAGACGAGCAGGAGCCGAUAUCAUUAUUACGUACUAUACACCAAGAUUACUGGACUGGUUGCAAGAACAAUAGCUGUCAAAAUAAAACAUCAUUUCUCUCUUAAAUUUCUACCAAUCCCACAACAACCAGGAGAAUUUGUUGUGUUAUGGAUAUUCCAUCAAUACUGAUGGUUUAGAGGGUGACACAUUAAUGGAAGAGCAUAGCUUCAUUCACUUACAAUAUUGAUAUUAUUAAUACAAUAUUAUCCUUCUAUAUUAUUAUUAAUAAUUUUAUAAUGGACACUUAUACCACACUCGACUGGUAAUUAACCAACACAACAAAACUAAAAACUAUGGCCCUGUCAAUGUUACCAUCUUCUAUUACACAAAUGAUUUGAAAGUACAUUGUAUCUGUCGAUAUCUGAGCUUAUGGUCGAUAAUGAUUGGACAUCUGUGGUUUAUAUUGGAACACCAAUGCCCCAAGUUUUAUUAAAAUCUGAUGAGUUUAUUGAGAUAUCAGAGGAAAGGACAUGCAUAUAUACAGACAAAUAAAUAUUGGAUCAUUGUUGAA